AUGUACGCCGCUCAGAAUAUAACGCCAACAGUUUUGGAUGCCAUGAACGGAAAUGUUUCCGAAUGGUAUAACGAAUGCGACAAUGCCAUUAGAAGGUCAGAAAUAGUUCCUGGAACUUACGAAUAUACAACUGCUGUUUCUUAUGGAAAUGUAGGUGAGUUUGGUGAAGGUUCUUCAACAACAGUAGAUAUUGCUUGCGACAGGUUUCAUAUUAUUUCUAUUGACAACUCAUUCUUAUACGUGGAACAAGACAUUGAAAUAAAACCUUCUGCCAAGUUGUCUGACAAGAAAGGUUGCAAUGGAAUUUUCUAUGUCGGAUACCAAUAUGCUCCAGAAGUUUUCAUGGGAUAUAAGAUAUAUUCUAACUCUGACUUAGUUCAAACAGUAACAUGGGCAAACUAUGAAUGGUUCGCUUUGAGAAACUCAGUACAACCACAAGCUAGAGAACAAACAGACCAAUAUGCAACUAUUGAGAAAAUAAGAAGACUUGACCCUAACGUUCCAGGAGUUUAUGUUAACCUUUCUGGUUCAGAUGGAACUGCUGCCACUAAAGUAAAACUGAAACUUAGAGUUCCUUUGUCAUCUUUCCUCAUCUUCAGGUUUUUAAGAUACUUGCCAAACUGGGCAGGAAAAAUUUCUAUCGAACUUACUCCAAGCAAAAAUAACUUAGUCAUUGCACCAACACAAGACCCAUUCACUAUUACUGUAGCUGGAACUGGUGGAGCCAAGUUCUGUGACUUUUGCAAAGACAAAGUUGACUUAGACUUUGGUUUCUCAAACUUCAACACUGAAGUAAACUAUUAUUUCAAUGCUGCUGGAACUGCUUGGGACCCAGUUAAGUUCACAUGCGAAAAAUUUGAAUGCAAGAGAAUAGAAAGCAGACUUGCAGUCUAUAUGUUGGACCCAGAUAUUUCAAAUGCUUUAGCUGCCAAAUAUAUUGCAGUUCCACUUAUGUUCCCUAUACACCAAAUAUCUGUCAAAGACUUUGCAGGUGAAGUUGGAAACCAAAGUGCUGACCCAGGUGCAAGAACAGAUAUUGCCUUAACAA
Molecule: messenger RNA, 1048 nt
Organism: Trichomonas vaginalis G3
Lineage: Eukaryota; Parabasalia; Trichomonadida; Trichomonadidae
Product: protein of unknown function, DUF4106 family
Exons: 1
Source: RefSeq, a predicted model, not a curated record